Aphanomyces astaci is the source of this 618-nucleotide messenger RNA. RefSeq lists its product as hypothetical. The coding region runs from base 1 to 618 and encodes 205 amino acids. The record is from RefSeq and is a predicted model, not a curated record. The transcript has a single exon. NCBI's taxonomy places the organism in Eukaryota, Oomycota, Saprolegniomycetes, Saprolegniales, Verrucalvaceae.
AUGGGCAAUCAGCUAUGCGGAUGCUGUCGUCCAGGCCCCGCGCUGGACGAAGACUUGAAUGGACUCUUGUCUCCGCGGAACGAAUAUGUUCCUCCGACGACCUGCACGGUUCAGCGCACGGUGCUUAGAGUGUCGCAUCCCGCGUCGCCACGGCAACCGGACGGAAAUGUCAAGCAUCACCGUGAAGGAACCAACAGCACUCCCCGCAACAAGAUCGAGGAACCUCGUGAUGAAGAAGUUACAUCCAGCUCGUCGACUGAGGUCGUGCCGUCAGCGGGGGAGGAUCGCGUGCAUAGCCCGAAACAGCAGCACAAACAAAUCCACAACCGACAUCAUCAUGCUGCCGACAAAGAGGAAAAAGUCGGAGAAGGCCACGAGCACGUUCAUCACGAGCGACACCAUCGCAUACGAUCGCAUCACGACUCGGAAGGCGGCGGUGGGUCGGGGCGUUCCUUGGACUCUAGCAACAGCUCGUUGUUGGACUCACCUACACCGUCCACCGACGGCGACGGCUGGACGACCGCCAUGUCCCCCAGCUCCAAGAAGAAGUCCAAGCGCAAAGCCAAGUACGGCCGCGCCAACUACCGCGCCGACUCGACCAAGCGCAACGUCGAUUAA